AGCACUGCACUGAGGUUACUGCUCGGAGAUGACGGACAUGGCAGAGAGAGAAUUGAGAAGUGAGAGUUCUGAAGAAAUUGUUGAAAUGCAACCACUUCUCCCGCCACCCUCUUUCCACAGAUUUAUCAUCCAAUCAUCGGAGCAACCUGCACCUAUAUCAUCCUCUACUUUUGUUCAUUUCUAUAGCCUUUUUAUGGAAGAUAAGGUGAUGGUUGAUAUUAAGAACCUGAUACAAGAUAGCAGAGAGGGUCGCUUGCUACCAACAUGUUGUAUCUAUAGGGUGCCCCUUACAAUCCGUCAUCUAAAUGAAGAGGCUUACACCCCAAAAGUUAUUUCAAUUGGCCCCUUUCAUUAUGGUGAUCCAAGGCUGCAAGAUAUGGAAGAGCACAAACAAAUUUUGUUCAAAGCAUUUAUGCAAAGAGCCAAGACAAGCUUGGAUGACUUGGUUGGAUUUGUAAAACGUUUCAGCGCCAAAAGUUCGUACAUCUUACUCUGAGAACAUCAAACUUAGUGAGGAGGAGCUUGUGAAAAUGAUAUUAGUGGACGCUGGUUUCAUCAUUGAGCUCUUCAUGAGGUGGAGUAAGUUUCCUAAUGAAGUUGAUAACGAUGCUAGACUGUCACAAUCAUGGUUAUUAGGUACCAUCGAUCUGGAUUUGCUUUUACUUGAGAAUCAACUUCCUUUCUUUGUUAUUAAAGAGCUAUUUGGCAAGGCCUUUCUCUCUGACCGUCGUGGUAACCUCCCUUCAUUUCUUUAUCUCUCUUACGAGUACUUUGAAAGUUUUAACAGCCAAAAGUUGGAGCCCAAUGCUAAUGUUAGCAUAAAGCAU
Molecule: messenger RNA, 827 nt
Organism: Prosopis cineraria
Lineage: Eukaryota; Viridiplantae; Streptophyta; Magnoliopsida; Fabales; Fabaceae
Product: UPF0481 protein At3g47200-like
Exons: 2
Coding region: 29-496 (155 amino acids)
Source: RefSeq, a predicted model, not a curated record